UACGAGAAUUUUAUUGCAUACUCCAUGACAUUUAUUUUUCAUUUGAGUUGGGAUCUUUCUGUGCUUGCUGAUUUGUACAGUUCGGGUUUUCUUCCGAACAUUUUCCGAGCACUUCCGAACACAACUUGAACUUUGAUAAAGUUCAUCUUCGAUGGUGUUAUGCAGAGCGAUUGUCUCGACUUCUUUAACUUUCUUUUGGCAAAUCUAUAAUCGUUAAAUGAAUCCAGACAUUGCCCGUGAGAGAUCGCAAGCCUCCUUCAGUGUACAGGAGCUGAUAAAUUUGCUUGAUGGAGGCAAGCAAAACACCGAACGAAGGCGAUACGUUGAAUCUUUGCUGUCCCAGGAGCCCCUUUUCCAAAAGGAGCAGGAUUUCUUCUUGUCUCGUGAGGAGGCCUUUGAUCUGGUUGGCCAAAGAGCUUUGAGAGUUUUUCAAAUAGUCAAAGAAAACAAAAUUACUAGCAGAGAAGAUAAUAGGCAUUUAUCUAGGGGUAUUGAUCUUGCACUUCCAUCAGAACUUCACCGCGUUAUGUUUAUGCCGACUAUCAAGCUUAUGGGUACAAAGGAGCAACAAGAAAAGUGGUUACCAUUAGCUGAGAUGCAUCAAAUUCUUGGUACAUUCGCCCAGACAGAGCUUGGCCAUGGAACAUUUGUACGAGGACUGGAGACAACAGCAACAUAUGACAAACAGACACAGCAAUUUGUACUCCACAGCCCAUCACUGACUGCAUCUAAAUGGUGGCCAGGAAACUUGGGACAUUCUACCAAUUACUGUAUAGUAGUAGCUCGUCUUAUCAUUGAUGACAAGGAAUACGGGCUCCACUAUUUCCUCUUACAGACUAGAGAUUUGAAGACUCACCAACCUCUCCCAGGUGUAACUAUUGGUGAGAUUGGACCCAAAACCUCCAGGUACUAUAACGUCAAUGACAAUGGAUUUUUACUGCUCGACCAUGUCAGAGUACCACGUGAGCAGAUGCUAAUGGGACUGGCCCAGGUGAAUUCCAAGGGGGAGUUCAUAAGGAAAUCAAGCAAAGGUGGAGAAAAAGCCGUUUAUGCCCCUAUGAUGCUCAUUCGGGCAGGAAUACCAUUUAAUGUGUUCUACCAGCUCUCCAGGGCUAUGACUAUUGCUAUCCGCUAUAGCACUGUCAGACGGCAAAGUGAGAUAAAGCCAGGUCAGGGGGAGGUACAAAUUCUAGACUACAAGUCACAACAAGACAAGUUGUUUCCAGGGCUUGCUCUGGCGUACGCGACCUGGUUUGCAGCAAGUGGUGUAUACAAGGAAUUCCUAAACCAGAGCGAGAACUGGAGCAAGGGGAACUUUUCUUUCCUACAGGAGUUGCAUGCGCUGACUAGCGGGAUGAAGGCGUUUUCCACAUCACGUGCCCUAGGCCAGGUGGAGACUUGUCGGUUAGCCUGUGGUGGGCACGGCUUCUCAGCGUUUAGUAAUCUUUCGGAGCUCCAUGACUUGAUCAGUGCGGGGUGUACGUACGAGGGCGAGAAUACUGUCCUCAUGCUGCAAGUGGCGAGGUUCCUUGUGAAGUGUGUAGCCAAAGGUCGCAACGGGAGUGACCUACACUCGACCGUGACAUAUUUGAAGGGGGCUGGGUCCAAGGGCACGUUCCACACUACCGCUGACGAGUUUCUUGACCCGCGGGUUCAGGUUGAAUUGUACAGAGAAGCCUCGUUCAGGUUGGUCACAGACACAGAGCACAGACUGAAGGCCAAGGUCAAGUCAGGAAUAGACCCAGCAAUCGCCUUCAAUGAGCUUUCGGUGGACUUGAUUCGAUGCGCAAAUGCCCAUAUGUCCUACCUGGUGGUCAAGUACUUCAUAGAAGCUUUAGAUACCGACUUUGCCAAAGCUAGCCAUCCAAUCAAGUCGGUGCUCAAAAGCGUGUGUGACAUCUUCGCUUUACACGGAAUAUCUGAAGAGUCAGGACGCUUUUUGGAGGUUAGCGUGAUAACCCCGAAUCAAGUGGCAAUUGUUAGAGAUCAAAUCAUGGAGCUUUUUUCUAAGAUAAGGCCAGACGCGGUCGCUCUUGUUGACGCGUUUGACUACUCGGACUUUGUCCUCAACUCCGCACUCGGGCGGUACGACGGUCAGGUGUACCAGCGGUUGUUUGAGCUUGCGCAGAAGUCGGAGCUCAACAAGAAAAAGGUCCAGCCUUCAGCAAAGAAGUACUUGCAAGAGCUACAGAAAUCGAAGUUGUAACAUUUUCCGACACAGUGAAUGUUUCAUUCAAUGCGGGGCAUUUCGCCAACAAGAAGCUCAAACUCAACAGUUACAGUGUCGUACCAAAGAUACAUUUUCAGCCGAAGCUCCCUCCCGGUAUAUGGUGGAGCAUUAUACCUACAGGAAUUGCACAACUAAAAAUAAUACGUUUUUAGAAAUAGAUACGUUUGUGGAGCUCAUUUGUGUCACCAAGCAGAACGUUAUACUAAUAAAUCUAUUAAUUAAAACUA
This is a messenger RNA of Nematostella vectensis (starlet sea anemone), 2457 nucleotides long. RefSeq names its product peroxisomal acyl-coenzyme A oxidase 1. Gene Ontology annotation, cellular component: peroxisome. Gene Ontology annotation, molecular function: FAD binding; acyl-CoA oxidase activity; fatty acid binding. Bases 218 to 2206 code for a protein of 662 amino acids. The transcript has 16 exons. Gene Ontology annotation, biological process: lipid homeostasis; fatty acid beta-oxidation using acyl-CoA oxidase. Lineage: Eukaryota; Metazoa; Cnidaria; Anthozoa; Actiniaria; Edwardsiidae. The record is from RefSeq and is a predicted model, not a curated record.